AUGAAGUUCCGCGCGACGCUCGGCGACGUCGGCGCGCGCUGGCUCGAUCGCUUCGCCCCCGUGUUCGACCGGCUCGGCGGCGAGGCGACGCUGCUGCUGACGCCGACGACGGUUCGCGUCGUCCAAAGCUCGCGCGUCGCCGACGGCGUCGCCGCGCACGCCGACUUUCGCGUCGACGAGGUGUUCGAGCGGUGCAGGAUCUCGUCCGCGUGCGACGAUAAGAUCGCGGUGAAGCUCGAGCCGAGCGCGCUGGCGGGGACGGUGCGAGGGAUGAUCGCGCUGGAGGCGACGCGGGCGGAGUGCAGGCUGAUCAAACGGCGACGAAGCGCGGCGAGCGCGAGCGCGCCGUGCGUAAACUUUAAGACGACGGAGGCGAGCGUGGAGGUGGAGCGGGACGUGCCGGUGGUGGGACCGCUGAGGGGGGAGGAGGUCAGGGCGUGCGAGGCGGCGGUGGAGGCGAGCGUGCGGGACGUGGGGUAUUGGUUGGAGUGCGACCGGUUCGCGUUGGAAUCGCUGCGGGAGUGCGUGGAGCGGUUCGCGCGGGUGAGCGAUGUGGUGGAGGUGACGACGACGCGGCAGGGGGGGCUGUACAUGAAUGCGAGCGGGGGGAGCGUGCGAGCGCUCGGGAUGGAGUAUCGCGGUCUGCGCGUGCUGCCGGAGGAGGCGGACGAGUACGACGAGGGCGCGCCCGAGGCGGGGGGGGUGGCGGCGAGAUUAGCGGAGAUUAAGAGCGCGGCGAUCGGGACGAGCGUGACGCUGAGCGUGAAACAUCUUCAGCGCGGGUUUUUGGGGUGCGCGAGCCAUCCGAGCACGCUGUUGUUGGGGAUUUCGCACAACGCGAAUUUCUUCGAGCUCGUGUUUCGGUACGGCGCGCAGACGGAACGCGAGGGCGACAGCGUCGGAUUCAUGGUGCGCAUCCCGGUCGUGGACGCGGCCGAUGGCAUCGAGUGA
This is a messenger RNA of Ostreococcus lucimarinus CCE9901, 951 nucleotides long. RefSeq lists its product with no specific name. Gene Ontology annotation, biological process: telomere maintenance; mitotic intra-S DNA damage checkpoint signaling; double-strand break repair via homologous recombination. The record is from RefSeq and is a predicted model, not a curated record. The coding region runs from base 1 to 951 and encodes 316 amino acids. Gene Ontology annotation, cellular component: checkpoint clamp complex; site of double-strand break. Lineage: Eukaryota; Viridiplantae; Chlorophyta; Mamiellophyceae; Mamiellales; Bathycoccaceae. The transcript has a single exon.